UAAGCGCGAUAAACCAUGAAAACCAUCUUGGACGUGUGUAAAAACAGGCGUUUACAAACGGGAUACAUCAACUAUCAAAACCAUGCACUGUCUGAGAGCAUAAUCUACAUGGCUGGAAGAAACACCAGAGGAACAGCCAGGAACCAUGUGUCAUCCAACAUGCCUGAUGAACACAAUGACAUGGGGAUUGAGAUCCUGGAUGAUCCAGGUCCGAAGCGUCAGAAGAGAGGGAAAACAAAGCAGGCAACAGUUGACUCCGAGCAAUCGGAAGAUCUCAACAGCAUAGAUAGAAAACUGGUUGAAGCGGGCAUACAUAUUGAAGGAUUGUCCGUGGUAGAGAAGAAAAUUUUUGUGGAUGUAAUCAACCAGUCCAAGGAAGAUGUCAAUGCAGGCUGCAUGCCACUAAAUGAGCAGACCGACCACAAUAACCAGUCACUCCAGAGCAGAGGUCAUGCCACUGGUGGCAGCCAGGCAAAGAUUGCAGAUGACAGUGACAGCAAUGGGGGACAAACAUCUGGAAACCGGGAAACCAUCAGAUCUAGACCUGGUGGAAGGAGCAGAAAGUUGAAAGGAGCAAAAGGGGGUAAAGAAGGAAAUCUGUCAACAAAAGGGAUUAGAAAAUUAGUGACAAAAAAAGAAGAAAGCCGAAAUGAUAUACAAAUUUUAACUGAUGAGGAAUCCUCUGACGGUAUGGUACAUAUUUCUGAUGGAGAACAUGUUAAAAAUGUUAAUGAGAUUGUUAGCAAACAAUGCGGGAAAGAAGAUACCAUAGACAAUCUCAAGAAACAUGAAAGUUCAACAGUGGCCAAUGACAGUGGACCUGACUGCAAAGAAGAUACAGCUAGUCGUGACAGUGACGUGAUUCUUAUCCCCGGCAUCAGCAAGAUAGGGGCAGACAGAGCUGUCACUAUCUCAGGCAUUAUGGUGGAGAAGCACAAGUGUGACAAGGAGGAGCUUGCUAGUUCCCAUGAAAGGCCUUUCACAUCUCCAGUCAGUCAACAACUGACCUCUGACCUUAGUGAGGCAGAUGUCACUCUGGUGGACUCAGACCAGGAAACACAGCCACCAGACGAGGCUGAGAGUCCCUCUGGUCUGGACCUGAACUCAUCAACACUGGCAGCAGACGAGAUGGAGGAUGGGGAUCUGUCAGAAGAAAAUCAGGAAACUGUCAUUGAAGGCAUUGACAUCGCUGAUGAUGGUGAAAGUCAACAGUCUAAUGGAGAGAUUGCUCCUGCAGAAAUGCCUCUACCAAGGGAGUCAGGAGAAGAGGACAGCCAGUCAGACAGUCAAUCAAAUGAAGAAUGCCUGAAAGACAGUCCUCCUAUCUCAUCCCAGAAAUCUGGAGGGUUUAACAUUGAACUGCCCAGUGAGUUCAGAGUAUCGCAGUCUGCUAGUCAAUCCAGCCAGUCUAUAAGACACAGUGAUUCACAACAGGCUGGUAGAAGUAAUGUAGAUGGUGAAUUAGUCAGACAUUACAUUGCAGAUCAAAACAAGCACGUUAGACGUUGCAAGUUCUACAGAGACCCAAGUGUUGAUGGGAACAACCUGACGGAAUGCAUCAGACGUAUCAGGCUGCAGUUUGACAAGUCCCGGGUUGGACUGCGCAAAGCCCAGAGAAAGUUGUCAGAGAAAAUACCCUGGGAGGACUGGAAUGAGCCUGUAAAACAGGGACAGCACGUGCCGGGCUCACUUGACCUGAAAGCUCGCGGUCGUGUUUAUAUGGACAUGGAUAUCUUUAAUGAACACUCGCAAUCCUCUAAUGAAGGACCAAAGGAACGCGUGCAAAGAUCAUUGAGACACACAAGUUUGCAACAGAAAAACCCCUACGACCGCAGUGCCUUCAUCUUUGAUGACACUGAGGAGGAUGAUUUUGAAAGUCUACAAAGUUUACGCAAUCAAACCAUGAAGAAUAGAAAAGCAGGAAAUAAGAAUUCUGAUGAAGAUGAUGACAAUUUGCCAGACUUAAUAGUAGAGCCGGAUAACAUGAAAAAGGCUUCAACAAAGACCUCUCUUCAUGCAGAGACACAGGGCUUUGUUGUUGAGGACAAAGAAAAUCUGCAUACAUUUGAUGAUGAGGUAAAAAGCAAUCGUAAAAAUGCUCUUGGUAGUGGUUCAAAAGCUGGCAUUAGUGUGUGCAAAAUGCCAGCGUUGAAAUUGGGUGGUGAUGUUGGUCAGACGACUAGAGCCACUAGGAACAGCAAGCCCCCUGUGGCAGAGGCUGACAACUUUGAGGCAGAUCUAGAGAAAGCCAUACAGAUGUCCAAGAAAGAGACAUUUGGAAAUGGAAGUCAGUUUGAAGGUUGCGAUAAUCAGGAGAAUGAUUCUGAUUAUCUUAGUAUCCAAAGAGGUACACGUGGUAGCAAGUUUGAAAAUCAAUUGCAAAAGGCAAAGUUAAAACACUUUUCAAUCCCUAAAGUUACGAUUACUAGUGUUUCCAAUAAAGAUGAAGAGAAUCUGACUUGUAAAGAGACACAGACUUUGCAGAAAAAUGAAUGUAAAGAUACUCUGCAGAAAAAUAAAGUAAGUGAUGAAUUUUAUGUUCCAAUAAUUGGUAGGACAACCUCAAAUGCAAGAGGUGAGAACAAACCUAAAGACGGACCAAAAUCAAAGCUAAUAGGAAGGAAAAAUGCCUCAUCUGUUCUAGCUGCUGAAACUCAAGAUUUGGACUUGAUUUCUCCAAAGAAACACAAUAAAAUAGAGCGGGAAACAUUUAAAUUUCAAGAUGACUCUGAUGAUGAAACUAUUGCAGAAACACAGAAGAUGGACAUUUCAUCAGAAAAAAGUGACAAGCAGGAUUUUUACACUAAGCUUUCUUCAUCUUCUGUAGAAAUGAAACCAGAAGAUAAAGAAGAGAAACGACAGGGAUUGAUGGGAAGAGCUAAAGGUGCAGUGAACAGUUUCAUGAACUUAUUUUCCUCCAGUGAUACGAAUGCUAUGGUAUCUGAGGGAACAAAAAGGAAAGCGGACAGCAGUGAUAUUAGUGUGGAAGUGGACGAAGGUUCACAGUCGCCAGUUUUGAAGAAGAAAACAAGGCGACUUAUAAAUCCUGAUGCUCAGAGACUUAUUCCAACAUGUCCUCUUGUUAGGGAAAUGCUGACUUCAAAAUCUUCCGUAGGCAAAGAGUCCCAAAGACUGAAUUCUCAUGGGAUUAAUGGGGACUUUCAGAAACAGACAAUGCCUAAAGGUGCUGGAUGGCUGUCAAGUAGGCCGGUGAGUUCAGAGUCGAAACAUUCUGACGGGGCAUCAUUGGCCAGUAGUCAGGGCUCUUGUGGAGUCUUGUUUGACGAAAAUGGAGAAAUCUAUGGCACUCAGAAGUGCGAAAUUCAGAGACGUUUGGGUAUGGAUGUAAAGGGGGGUAAGUUAACUCAAGAUCCGUCAGAUCUAGAGGAAGAUGUGGAGAAUAUUCUGUCUUUGGAUGAUGAUUCUGACGAAGAUCCCUUGGCAGAAUUCAAACAGACGGAGAGGACUUAUUCCAGAAAGGGGAACACAACUGAUUUUUCCUUCAGGCAAUAUAGCCUAAGUAAAGCUAUAAAGCAUUCAACCCAAGCAACCGUAACUGUGAACUCUGCUGUUGAUACACAAAAGCGCGUUUGUAACGAAAUCCCACAAACCACAUUUCAAUCUUUGCAACCUCAACGGCGACUCCCCAGUACCAGUCACAUUGACCUUGACCCUGACCUCAAUCGGUCCCGUCAGAUGAUGCCCAGCAUGUCCGAGUGGGUCGCAGAGAACGAUUUUACGGAAAGCCCUGGUGCAGAUGUUGGCCACCGAUUCUCCACAUCUCCUACAUUGGAAUAUGUGGCCUCUGUUGUGGUCAAAACUCCCUCACAGGGUGGACAUUCACAUUUUUUCAGUCUUUUCUGGGAGAAGGCAGUAACAUGUCCACUGUGCAAUAAGGAUUUCCCUGUUAACGUUAUAGAGAUGCAUGCGUCCACAUGUAGGGGACCAGCAUUAGAGGAAGAGGAAGAGAAUGAGGAGCCAAUAGGUCCAAGUUUACCUCCAGAUUUGGAGGCCAUUUUUGAAAUUCCACAAGCAGAAAGCAGUUCGGACGGUACAAGGGAGUGUGCAUUAUGCACGCGCAAGUUUGGCAGUGAAGACUUUAAGAAGCAUUUCACUGACUGCUAUAAAGUCACCAUGCAGCAGCAGGCAGAAAUAGAAACUAAGGGUUUCAAUCAGACUCUCCAGCCUGAGACUGUUGAGCCUAGGAUAACACGUCUACGAGGCAGUCCAUUCCAAGCAGAAAAGCCCCACACUGCUAAUAGUUCAGAAAAUGACUUACCAGUACAAAGGGUGCUGAAAGGAAAAACAUUGGGUUUCUCUCAUAAUUCAAUGAACACCAGCAGACCGCCACAUGCUCAUAGUCUAGUCAAUGAUGAAGAUGAUGAUUUGAUCAUUACUGAUGUGCAGCCCCGAAGUGGAUUAGAGCUCUCCAGAGGUCAAGGUCACAUGGAGAGAGGUGGCGGCAGAGGGAUGUCGAGGUCGAGACGGCCAGCAGCAUUGGAUCAAGGGUACAAAUCAGAGGCAAAUAAGGAAAAUGAGUCUGAAUCUUCCGAUGAAAGUGAUGGAAGCAGCUUUUCUGCCAGUGAUUCAUACUCAUCCAGUGAUGAUGACCAGAUCUCCUUGAAAACUGUGAUACGGUCUGGUUCAAGUUCCCUUAUUACUGGUCCUUGGAACAAAAAUAUUCAACAUGUCAGAACUAGUAACCAGUCUGGGGAAAAUAUUGGGAUACAUGAACCUGAUUGGUUGAGAAACCCUUCGAACUCACCAAUCAAAUCAUUUGUACCUAUUUCAGAACAAGAAGAUGCAGAAUAUUUUAAACUACAGUUUAGAUACAAUAAGGAUAGAACUGAAAACAGAUAUGACAAAAGAAAACGGGAUUCAGGUCAUAAACGUGGCAGGCGCAAGCGGAGAAAGGUCAAACGAAAGAAGAGAAAGUAAUACAUGAAUGCAGUCAAUAAAUUAAAAAUAUAAUAUAGUGCUUCAAAGUCAUGUCUUGUUCAGAUAUGGUCAAUUACCACAAAUGUAAAGAUAUAUUUUAUGAGCUUGUUUAUGGUUUCAUGAUGAAAAAAAAAGCAUCAUAAUUCUCUAAACAUCAUAAACAUGUGUUUUGUUAUUGUUAAGUUGUAUCUGGAUUGUUAUCUAUAGGUACAUAAAUCUGCAAUGUCAGAAAAUGUGUGAGAAAAUGUUUUAUUCUCCAUUUAAUAUUUUGUUAUCAAUGUAUGCUAUGCAUUUGUUCAAUUCUGUUAAUAUUAAAAAUGAUAAAGACAA
Messenger RNA from Dreissena polymorpha, 5268 nucleotides. RefSeq lists its product as uncharacterized. The coding region runs from base 16 to 4938 and encodes 1640 amino acids. The transcript is spliced from 22 exons. Lineage: Eukaryota; Metazoa; Mollusca; Bivalvia; Myida; Dreissenidae. The record is from RefSeq and is a predicted model, not a curated record.